Manis javanica (Malayan pangolin) is the source of this 888-nucleotide messenger RNA. NCBI's taxonomy places the organism in Eukaryota, Metazoa, Chordata, Mammalia, Pholidota, Manidae. The record is from RefSeq and is a predicted model, not a curated record.
AUGCGCGAGCCAGUCCCAGGCUGCUUGGUCACGCUACUAUUUCCAUUCCUUGGCCCUAUCUUUGAGGUAUUAAAUACCUCACAUUUUUAAAAAGUGUCACUAAUUUUUUUCACAAAAUCUAUGAAAUGGAUGAAAUAAUGUCACCUCAAAGAUAUACAAAAGAUAAAAGCUGUGGAUGUUCUUCAGCUGAUGACUAGCUCCCAGAAUUUCAAAGAAAAGGAUGGUCAUAAAUGCUUAUCUGCUAUGGAGCUGUGCACCAAUGUUACCUUGUUUGUGGCUGGCUACGAAAGCACCAGCAGGGCUUUUUCCUUCCUUAUAUAUGUAUUUGCCACUCCCCAUGAUGUCCAGUAGAUACUGCAGGAGGAUAUUGAUGUAACUUUCCCAAAUAAGAUACUACCUUCCUAUGAUGCCCUGGUGCAGAUGGAGUACCUUGACAUGGUGGUGAAUGAAUCUCUCAGAUUAUUCCCAGUUGCUGGUAGACUUGAGCGACUCUGUAAGAAAGAUGUGGAGAUCAAGGGGGUGCUCAUUCCCAAGGGGACAGUGGUGAUGGUGCCCAUCUUUGUUCUUCAUCAAGACCCAGAGCUCUGGCCAGAACCUGAGGAGUUCCGCCCUGAAAGGUUCAGUAAGAAGAAUAAGGAUGGCAUAAAUACAUACACAUAUCUGUCUUUUGGAGCCAGACCCUGAAACUUCACUGAAAUGAGGUUCACUCUCCUGAACUUGAAACUUGUUAUUAUCAAAGUCCUGCAGAACUUCUCCUUCAAACCUUGUAAAGAAACACAGAUCAGACAGAUAACUUUCUGGAUACUUAUUCAACCACAAAAGCCUAUUGUUCUAAAGGUUGAGUUGAGAGAUGGAACCUUGAGUGGCGCCUGACUUUCCCUAAAGAUU